AUGGGUGUUAUUAGAAUACUUUUGUCUCUCUUCUCUCUCGUUUUUAAGGCACUAGACUCCGUGGGAAUUCUGUGGGAUGCUCGGCUUCGGUUAUCAGAAUUUAUCUACGGAAAGCAUGGAAUUACAGUCCGUGUGCCGACAAAGAGUAUUUUAAAAUUACCAGCGUGUGUUAUUGCCGAAUACAUAAAGAAACGAAAGUUAACAUGCGUCGAAGUUAUUGAGGCUUUCAGAGACAGAAUUCUCGAAGUCAACCCGAUUCUCAACGCUGUUGUUGGAGACAGAUUCGACGACGCUUUAGAAGAAGCCCAGCACAUCGAUCAAGUUCUGGAUUCGAGCGAUAUAAACUUAAAUCAAGAAAAAUCUGUUUUAUUGAGUAAGCCUUUACUAGGAGUUCCCAUUACUGUGAAAGAAUCAAUCGCUUGUGAGGGAUUCACUAACUCGGCUGGACUUGUGGAUCGGAAAGAUAAGAUUGCCUCUGAGGAUGCAGCCGUUGUUAAAAACCUUCGUGAUGCCGGCGCCAUUCCUAUCGCCGUCACGAACUGUAGCGAAUUGUGCAUGUGGUGGGAGACAACAAACAACGUAUAUGGACGGACAAACAACCCUUAUGAAACAUCCAAGAUAGCUGGUGGAAGUUCAGGUGGCGAGGGCGCGAUUAUUUCUGCUGCAGGUUCGGUUUGUGGCAUUGGAUCGGAUGUAGGUAAGUAA
Molecule: messenger RNA, 705 nt
Organism: Porites evermanni
Lineage: Eukaryota; Metazoa; Cnidaria; Anthozoa; Scleractinia; Poritidae
Source: the annotation of a GenBank genome assembly